UUUCCUGUAGCAUGAACGAUAAGGAGCUGAGUGGAGGCUGUAGCCUGUAAGAGGAAUCCAGAGAAGAAGCUUAAUUAAUACCAUUGCUGCACAUGUAAGAGGCGACCGAGGGAGGAGCAAGAGGAAGAAGAACCAGAGGGUUUUGCUAAAGAUGGAAGCGGAGACGGCCGUCUUCCCAGACUUGUCGGAUUUCGAGUUCUUCAUGAUCAUACUCCAAAAUACCUGGGAAAAACUGAGGGUGCCUGACAAGUUCGCCAAGUUGCUGGACGGGCAAGAGCCCCGUGAAGUGAAGCUGCGGGAGGCAAGCGGCGGUCGUCGCCUGUGGGACGUGGCUGUGCUGUUCGACGGCGAAGGCCACAUGUACCUGGAGCGCGGCUGGCAGCCGUUCGCCCGCGCUCACGACAUUGGGCUCGGGAACUUCCUCGUCUUCAGUUACGACGGCGACGCCGUUCUCACAGUCAAGGUGUUCGACGGAAGCAUGUGCCGCAGACACUACCACGACGACGACGACGACGACACCAACACAGGCAGUGGAACCAGCAGCCACAGCGGCACCAACAACAGCAUGGACAGUGUCAGCAACGACAUCAGCAGCAGAAGCACGGCGGAGAUGAAGAUGGACGACGCGCUGACGUCGCAGUUCACGGUCACGCUGAAACCGAGCCACCUGGGCGACAGGCAGAAGCAGUACCUGAACGUGCCACCGGCGUUCCAGAACGCGCACGGGUACGACAGGAGGAGAGAGGUGGUGCUGCGGAUGCGCGGGGAGAAGUGGAGCGUGUCCCUGAAGCACAACGUCAGGGCGGAUGGCAAGACCCGCGCGUCGCUCAGGUAUGGGUGGCACCAGUUCUGCGUCGACAACGGCCUCGGCGUCGGCGACGUCUGCUUCUUCCGGGCGCUGCACGGGGUAGGGGUAGGCGACGACCACGCACUCAAGGUGGAGGUGCGCAAGCGAGAUGACACCUUCCUGGAAUGAUAGGCGCGGCGCCGUGGGCGGUGGAUGCAGGGCCUCCGAUGCAUCAUAUCAGUGGCCGAGCUGCAGUCCAUUCUGGACGAGUUGGCUGUUGCGGCACCAUAGGCCUCUCCAUGCUCUGUUUGCCUGUGGUUACCAUGUUAGAACAAUUUCACCAUGUCUAUGCUGAAGCAAAGCCGAGCUUGAUUGUUGUGGCAAAGCCUGGUUUGAUGAUACCUGCUAUGUGUUGUCUGUUUUGUGUUUGUGUUUGUGGACUUUCAGUUCCAGGAUUUGUUGGCUGUUGUUGCUAGUAACCACUGUGUUCGUGGUGUGACUUGGUCUGUGACCGUUUGUCUGUACCUGUUUGUAAAUUUUUGUCUGUUCGUGUGCCAUUUAGACUUUAGAGGGUCUGCUUAUGGUUUAA
Molecule: messenger RNA, 1376 nt
Organism: Lolium perenne
Lineage: Eukaryota; Viridiplantae; Streptophyta; Magnoliopsida; Poales; Poaceae
Product: B3 domain-containing protein Os03g0212300
Molecular function (GO): DNA binding
Source: RefSeq, a predicted model, not a curated record